Messenger RNA from Syngnathoides biaculeatus (alligator pipefish), 2210 nucleotides. Its product is annotated as tubulin alpha-1C chain-like. NCBI's taxonomy places the organism in Eukaryota, Metazoa, Chordata, Actinopteri, Syngnathiformes, Syngnathidae. Gene Ontology annotation, cellular component: cytoplasm; microtubule. Gene Ontology annotation, biological process: microtubule cytoskeleton organization; mitotic cell cycle. The coding region runs from base 689 to 2038 and encodes 449 amino acids. The record is from RefSeq and is a predicted model, not a curated record. The transcript is spliced from 4 exons. Gene Ontology annotation, molecular function: GTP binding; structural constituent of cytoskeleton.
GAAGUGAUGGUGAAGAUUGCAUCACCACAAUUAGCACGCUUUCUUUUUAAUUGAAAUCGCAAACGAGUAUUUUCUGUUUUUUGGCAUAAAAGCAAACCUCGCAACGGUUGUUAGACGCGCAGCUAAGAUGCGCACACUUCAGUUAUUUAUAAAAAAAACAAAAGAAUUCAACAUUUGGAGAUACAGGCUGACAUUUUUUGUCCUGCAAAUGAUUUAUUCCCUGACACAUUAACAAAAGUUGUCCAUUCUUUUUAAAGAAAAAUACUGCAAAAAGUAAAAAAAAACAUGGCGGGGAAAAAAAAAAAUCAUUUUCGCCAAAAGUGACACAAUCCACAACGGAAAGUUUUCCAAAGCGGUUCUGUUUGAUUGACAUCCUGUCAAUGAUGUGACUCUUUAAUGAAUGUGUGCAUUAAAUUGCAGCUAAAAAAAAAAAAAAAAUCACACGCAAAAAAGUGGAGGUAUACGGUCCGAGGACGCCAGCGAAACAUGCUCCUGACAAAAAAACCUCUUUGAUUGGCCUGCUAAGAAAAGGACUUCCAAGAGCUUCUCAGCCAAUUGGAAUUUGCGGCUAGUUUUGCAUUCUUAAAAGAAAACGACAACGUCUUGCCACUUUUAACGACUGUGACAGUUAACACUGUCGCCGCUGCUUUUGCGAACCAACCCCUCGCACACUUCUGCUUCGGGAGACAUGCGCGAGUGUAUCUCGAUCCACGUGGGCCAGGCCGGAGUCCAGAUCGGCAAUGCCUGCUGGGAGCUGUACUGCCUGGAGCACGGCAUCCAGCCGGACGGCCAGAUGCCCGGCGAUCAGACCUUCGGAGGAGACGCUUCCUCCAACACGUUCUUCAGCGAGACCGGCUCGGGGAAGCACGUCCCCAGGGCGGUCUUCGUGGACCUGGAGCCCACCGUCAUCGACGAGGUGCGCACCGGAACCUAUCGCAAGCUCUUCCAUCCCAAUCAGUUGAUCACAGGUAAGGAGGACGCGGCCAACAACUACGCCCGCGGGCACUACACCAUCGGCAAAGAGGUCAUCGACCUGGUGGCUGACAGGAUACGCAAACUGGCCGACUUGUGUUCCGGCCUGCAGGGUUUCCUGGUGUUCCACAGCUUCGGCGGCGGAACCGGCUCGGGUUUCACCUCGCUGCUGAUGGAGCGUCUCUCCGUGGACUACGGCAAGAAAUCCAAGUUGGAGUUCUCCAUCUACCCGGCGCCCCGGGUGUCCACCGCCGUGGUGGAACCGUACAACGCCAUCCUGACCACGCACACCACGCUGGAGCACUCGGACUGCGCCUUCAUGGUGGACAACGAGGCCAUCUACGACAUCUGCCACCGGAACCUGGACAUCGAGCGUCCCACGUACACCAACCUGAACCGGCUGAUCAGCCAGAUCGUGUCGUCCAUCACCGCCUCCUUGCGCUUCGACGGCGCCUUGAACGUGGACCUGACGGAGUUCCAGACCAACCUGGUGCCCUACCCGCGCAUCCACUUCCCGCUGGCCACCUACGCCCCGGUGAUCUCUGCCGAGAAGGCCUACCACGAGCAGCUGUCCGUGUCCGAGAUCACCAACUCGUGCUUCGAUCCGGCCAACCAGAUGGUGAAGUGCGACCCCCGCCACGGUAAGUACAUGGCCUGCUGCCUGCUGUACCGCGGCGACGUGGUGCCCAAAGACGUCAACGCCGCCAUCAACGCCAUCAAGAACAAGCGCACCGUGCAUUUCGUGGACUGGUGCCCCACCGGCUUCAAGGUGGGCAUCAACUACCAGCCGCCCACCGCCGUGCCCGGAGGCGACCUGGCCAAGGUCCAGCGGGCCGUGUGCAUGCUCAGCAACACCACCGCCAUCGCCGAGGCCUGGGCCCGCCUGGACCACAAGUUCGACCUGAUGUACGCCAAGCGCGCCUUCGUGCACUGGUACGUGGGCGAGGGCAUGGAGGAGGGCGAGUUCACCGAGGCCCGCGAGGACAUGGCGGCCCUGGAGAAGGACUACGAGGAGGUCGGCGCCGACUCGGUGGACGACGCCCCCGAAGACGCCGAAUAUUUUUAAAAAGACCGCCGCCGUUCGGGGAAAAACUCGGAUCGGUUGCUGUGAAACGGCGCGAGUGGAUCGGGACUGAAGGGGGCGGGGCCUUCCGCCAAAUGCCCCCGAUCGAUCCAGUGAGACCACUCGGGAUCUGACGACUAUAUGAACUGAUAUUUUUCGAUACAUUUAUAUUGAG